AUGCUGAAGAACCCGAAAAUUGUGAAGAUUCCACCCGCAACAGCGAAGAGCCCGCGGCCCAAGAGAGCCGCGGCCAAGAGCUUCGACGUGGCCCAAGUGUGCAGUGUGGACCUGGAGAGCGAUGGCGGCGUUCGGCUGCCGCCGCUGACGCUCGAGAGUCGCAUCCAGCCGGAGGACGUGGCCGAUGCACGCUUUCGGCUGGUGGAGGCGCGGUCCAAGCCGGUGAUGCUCAGCGAUCGGCAGUUCGACGUGCACAUGAAGAGACUCGUGAAGGUCUUCAUGUCCGAGGUGUCCAUUACCAGAGACAUGCGCGAAAUCACCUCGAAGCGGUCGCUGCAGCCAGCCGACCGGCAGCUCCUGCAGGAUCUGGAGAUACUCAAAGGGAAACUGAGGCAGGAGCGCUGCAGCCUGGUGGUGACACUCAGCAAGGACAGCAGACACAGAUGCCAGCAAAGUGCUGCCACGGAUAUCGCACCAAAAGCCAGCAACCAGAGCCAAGUCCGCGAUGAGAAGCCCCCCGAAUCCGCUGAUGAACCGAAACCAUCCACUGGCAGAAUGUCUAAGAUCUUCAAGCGAAAGCGAGGAGGAGCUCAGCCCAAAGUCGCUUGCAAUCCGCCAAUCAUUUGCAGCAAUAUCGAAACACCCAAAGAGCUGUCGCAAAAGCUAAUGGAAAAGUUGGCCAAAGCCUGCGAGGGUCCUGCAGCACCCGACGAAACAACCAGGAAACUCAAGCAGAGAUUUGCCAUAACGACUGACAGCAACGAGGAUAACGAUGCUCCACAAAAUGCUGCCAAAACUGCUCCAACUAACGCUCCUGCCGCCGCUCCAGUUUCCCCUGCGACUGAGGCCACAUCUGAGGCACUCUCUAGAAAAUCCUCUGACAUAUUCUAUGACUUUCCCGUUGCCAUCUAUUGAGUGCCCGGACUCCCUUUACAUAUUGGUUACAGAGGCAGUUACACUGCAAAUGUUUUCCACCUUUGUAAUCAAAAUCGAUUGAGGAGAUUUUGUGAUUGAACUUCCAUGAAUGAAUAAAUUGUAGAUGUGCGUUCCU
Messenger RNA from Drosophila subobscura, 1051 nucleotides. RefSeq lists its product as uncharacterized. Lineage: Eukaryota; Metazoa; Arthropoda; Insecta; Diptera; Drosophilidae. The record is from RefSeq and is a predicted model, not a curated record. The transcript has a single exon. Bases 1 to 915 code for a protein of 304 amino acids.